CUUAAAUAGUUUUAGGGAAACACCCAGAUCCUUCCAGUUGAUUGUAGCUAAUUUGAUCAUUUUUUUCUUUAUGAAAUACCAUGCAUUUCCAGGGCAAUGUUGUCACAUCCAUCGCUACACCAAUACAGCGUGGUUGACCCAGUGCCUGCAGAAGCUCCAGACACAGAGAAUUAUGAGGCCCUACUACAUCUGGCAGAGAGACUAGGCGAGGCUAAACCUAGAGGCCUUAUGAAGACCGUGAUUGACCAGCUCCCGUCCUAUAGGUAUACUGGGGAGAAGUCCGACACUAAACAGACAACAUGUGUAAUAUGCAUGUGCGAUUUCGAACUCCGGCAGAUGUUACGUGUUUUACCAUGUCUGCAUGAGUUUCAUACCAAGUGUGUUGAUAAGUGGCUCAAGAGGCGAAAGUGUGCAUGAAGGCUGCUGUGACAUACCAGUACCAUUGCCAUUUUGUCCUCUUAAGUCAAGUGGACUCCUUCAUCUCAGUGGCAGAUAUCACAUUUGUCUCCUCUCCCUCCAGCUGCUCUUCAUCAAAGUCCAUCACCCGAAUGCUCUCAAACCAGCUCAGACCAGUCACUCUUGAUCUUAAACCAGUCUAUAUAAGCCCUUAUAUGGACCAGCCUAUAUAUCAAUAAUAGCCUGAUCCUUCUUAUCACCUGAUACUCUUCAAAUGGAUCAAUCAUGUGGAAGAAUCCUAAUUUACUUUAUAUGAAUGAGUCCUGUUUUUAAUAUCGAUAAUGAAGGCUCUAUUUUAGGUAGCGUCUCAGCUGAGGCAUACCUGAAUCUGCUAUCAAGGUCAAUGUUUCUCAGCAGGAGCAUUUGUUUUCCAAAAAAAGACCAUUGUCAUUUGCCUUCAAGCACAUAAUUUGCAGCUUCCACUUAGCUGAGAGACGUAGAAUUAGUUAUCAGCCUCAAACUUGCCUCGGCUGGCACGAGCCCUACAGCAAAGCCAACUUUAUUCUCCUUACCCAAUCUUUUUAAUUCUUGUGGACGAGCUUGGCCGAUGGUGUCACAGAUUUCAGCUCAUGCCGGGAUUUAAUGGGGACUUGUGAACAGGUUACGUGUUUUAUUGCCUCGUGUGACUGUUGCCUGGGUCUCGUCUCCCGAGAGUGAGGCGUAGUUAACACUGCUAGGCUAUAUAUAUCAUCUUUAUGUAGUGUAUAUACAUCUAAUAGGUUCAUAGUUAUGUUAUAUGAUCAAUGCUUCAAGAGUUUUGUUUUGUUUCUGUGAAGUUCAUGUUUAUAUUCAUAACACCCACAAUAUGUACUCUCUAGAAACAAUAUAUUUUUGAGAACUGUUGAUCACAUGACAUUUGUAAUGAAGAAUACCUGAAGACACAUGUCCUAAUAUUAUGAUAUCUUUUCUGAUUUUUGAAUGUAUUCAUGCAUUGCAAGUAUUAAAAUUAUUUUCAGUCCUGCAUUUGAUUAAUUUUUAUAGCUCUAGAAAUUGCGAUAAAUGCAUUCUUGUUAAUUGUGGGCAGUUUCUUCGUGGAAUUCAUAAAUCUGGUGCCCUUAUUUUUUCAUCAUAUAGACCAAAACUGUCACUACAGCACACCCAGCAGUCACUUUGAGGUUCCUAAAGCUUGAUGGGAGAAGGGGGUUUAUGUACAUAUUUAUGCACUUUUGUGUAUGCUAUGUGUACAUCCUAGAUAUUUGUAGACCAUAUUUUUGCAUUUUUUGUAGAUAUUCUAAACUUAAAGGGCUCAUUUACUUGUUAAAACAGUAAAUAUGAUAGCUUGGUUCAUGGAGAGUAUUUUUAUUAAUUAAAGAUUUUUCCAAGUUUGAAUAAGUAUCUAUGGAUUUUCUCCACAACCAGAACAUAGUUACUAAAUAACAUAUGUAGAAAGGAGCCUGUAAUUAACAAAGUGCAACAGCAACAUCAACAACAACAACAACAACAAGCCUUCAAGUAACUGUUGGGCUUUAGAGUCGUCCGUAGCCAGUUUCUUGCCUUUACACCCCUUUUUCCUCCUGUUUGUAUUUUUGGAUUUUAACACAUCCAGAGCUUUUUGUGAUGAGCAGCUAUCAUGUAAAAAUGUGCAGCUCCUUCCCUUUUUUGAGCUUUUUUAGAGCACAGGAUAAUCAGCAUUGAGAUCACAAAGAGCUCUGAGCUUCUCCCAAAAGCUUAGUGCAAAAGCCUUGUAUUUUAGAGGUUAUUUUCUCUGAUGAACAUAUUUUGCAAUUGCUCAGUCACAGACUAUAUUACAAGUUCCCAAGUGCACAGCUUUUCCUGAUCUAUGCCUCAAUAUGGUAUGGUGCUUCCAUAAUACAUGUAAAAAAAAAAAAAGACAUAAAUUGCAAAUUUCAAAAUGCUGUAUACUUGCUGAGCAUUGCAACGUAGUAUGACCUCUAGAGCUCUGAUUACCCUUAAGAGAUGAGUAAGAUACAGGCAGUGAAAAAAAACAAAACUUAUUGAACAUUAUUUUUUUCUUCUCUGUGAUCAGUAAUAUUCUUAACUGCUUCUUGUUCAGAGAUGGUCUUUAUAAAAAAAAAAAAAAUUAAACAAGUUGUAUUACAUUUUUAAGUAUUUCAUAUUAUUUCUUUUUAAGAUAACUUACUGAUAUUAAAUGUGUAAAGAAGUCUUUUUUGAGUUUAAGAUAACCUGUUUAAAUUAUAUUUAAAAAAAAAUAUUGAGUGCCACAAAUAACUAGCUUUGCAUACCUUAUGUGUAUGUCAAUGUAUAGAGCCUUUUACUCAUCUCUAGUGUUACUCUUCCCUACUUUUUGUAAUACCUGGCUUCUGCACUGGGUUUGCAGCUUGUUGGUAUUGCACAGUCAGUACAUACCUGGAAAUACUGUGAAGUUGAAACCCCAGAAUUUGUGAGUUCAUAUGCAGGUUGUGUAAUUAUUGUGGACAUGAUACAUAUGGUUAAGGUAGCAUUGACAUCUUGCUUCAAAAUGGUGUAUGUAUUUUGUUCUGCUUUAUACAGAGGCUGAGUCUUUUUGAUCACUGUUUUGAAAGCAACUGUCUUUUGUUAUCUUAGUAACUCUUGCAUCCUGUACUUGGCAACAGUUAUCCCUGCAUAUGACUUUCCAUCUGUUGGUCUUAUACUCCAUAAUAUUUCCUGGCUGUGUCUUCUGACUGGCUGAUACCAUGCUGUUGGUA
This is a messenger RNA of Cherax quadricarinatus, 3104 nucleotides long. Lineage: Eukaryota; Metazoa; Arthropoda; Malacostraca; Decapoda; Parastacidae. The record is from RefSeq and is a predicted model, not a curated record.